This is a messenger RNA of Exophiala xenobiotica, 1757 nucleotides long. RefSeq lists its product as uncharacterized. Gene Ontology annotation, molecular function: nucleosome binding; histone binding. The transcript has 2 exons. The record is from RefSeq and is a predicted model, not a curated record. The coding region runs from base 45 to 1565 and encodes 506 amino acids. Lineage: Eukaryota; Fungi; Ascomycota; Eurotiomycetes; Chaetothyriales; Herpotrichiellaceae.
GUCCAGUUCGAUCUUGCAACAUCAUCGCCUGUGCGCACUACACAAUGUCUAGUACUCCCACAGUCAACAGAGCGGCUAUAGACAGAGCAUUUGCUCACGACUCCUCAUUACGAAAGCGAGUGUACGAUGCCAUUCAAGAAACACCAAACUACGCAGACCUUUUCGAGGACAUUGCCGAAUACCAUCUGAAGCACCAGUCUGUGAACGGCAGAGAUGGCCCCAGUGACGAGCCAGCCUCAAAAAAACGCAAACUAGCCAAUGGCUCCCUGCCCAUCCCUGCUAUACAGCCGAACGCCCCUCGCGAAGUCAUCCUCGAAGCGCGCGACAUAUCCUUCUCCCUCCCUCAGCGAAAGAAACUACACCUUGGCAUUGCACAGUAUGGUACAGAUAUCGAGGCCUCAUCCACAACUUUCGCAAUCUACACCCGCAACCCAGCGAGCAAUGAUGUCGAUAUGGAGGUGCCGCUGGACCAGUUCGCCUACGCUCUGCGACUCCCUGUACCUGAGAAGGCAGCAAAGCAAUACAACUUCGUCCUACUCCCAAAGCCUGACGCUAAGGUUUCUGAACCCAUAAUAUGGACUAUCAACCACGGUCCCUUGAAGUCGUGCCACAUCCCAAACCAGGCCAUCGCAGCCAUCGCGUCAGAACCCGAUGACGCCCUCGAAAGAGUGCUAGGUUAUGUUCUGAAAAAGGUUGGGGUAACUCUCACUCUACCUUCUGCCGAGGAGUUCGCAAGCGCAAGGCCCGAAUCUCAUCGCAAGGGAGACAAGGCGUACCACGUCAAAGCAUUCCGUGGGUCUAAGGACGGAUUUCUAUUCUUUUUGCCCAACGGAAUAUUCUUCGGAUUCAAGAAGCCACUGUCUUUUUUCGCGUUUGGAGACAUUGUCUCGGUCUCAUAUACGAGCGUAUUGCAGAGGACGUUUAAUCUGAAUAUUGUGCACAGGUCAGAUGAGGACCCGGAUAUGCACCAGGAAGUCGAGUUUUCGAUGCUGGAUCAGGCUGAUUUUCCGGGGAUAGAUGCGUAUAUCAGACGGCAUGGGCUGCAGGAUGCAAGUCUGGCCGAGUCACGAAGGGCGCAGAAGUCUAAGCCUGCGGGCGCGAAUGGAAAAGGCACGCCUGCGGCAAGUGGAGAAGCAGAAGGUGACGAAGACGAUACGAGGACGGAGCUGGAGAAGGCGGCGCAGCAGAUGGAAGAUGAGGAGGACGAAGAGGAAGAAGAUUAUGAUCCUGGCUCGGAGGGAGAGAGUGAAGGAAGUGAAGAGAGCGAGGAUGAAGAUGAAGAAUAUGAAAAAGAGAGGAAGAAAAUGAAGGGACGGAAUAUCGUUGCUGAGGAGCUGGGCAGUGAGGCUGAGGAUGUGAGUGUCACGGAAGAUGAAGAUGAAGAUCAUGAAGGGGAGGGAGACGAAGCUGGCGACGAAGGAGAAGCAGAAGAUAUCGAGCAGGACCCGCAAGGCUUCGAGCUCGGCCAGCAUGUCAAAGCACAUGGGUUCAGUGCUGUGGCUCCAGCAGCGCAUAAUGGCCUCUGGGCGGGUAUGCCAGACCCGGAUGAUGACGAUCAGUUGUAAGGUUAUUGAAUCCAGGUGCACGACAUGAGCAGGAUGAUGUGUCGGGAUCCGGUCACCAUUAAAAACCGAAUAUAUACCAAAACCUGGAGUCGGAUAUGAUCCAGCAUCAAGCACGCGGCUGAGCUCGAGAUAUCGUGAUUGUAAGCAAUAUCCUGAAGAAUAGCUGGCUCUACUCUCUAUUCAGGACUUCCU